AAGGUGUCUUUGGCUUCUCCACGGGGGAAAUGAAUGUACUCUUUGUAGACGAUCAGACUCGUCAGAUUCAACCUUCCAACAUUUUUUCUGCAACUUCACCGUUGCCACGCCUUAUCAGUUAUCGGCAAUAAAUGGGUGGCGAUUCUGGCAGGCAUGUGGAUGUGAUGCCGUAAAAGGAGAAAAAAUAACCGACGAAGGAAGGACGUUGACGAUGCUGAGGUAGAUUGCGGGGUCUCAUUCAGCUCCUUCAUCGGUUCUUGGACGGUUUCUGGGGAGGGAGACGAGAAGGGGUUCUGCCUCUCCGUCUCCGGUUCCUUUCGUUAGUCGCGGAAGGCAGGAGAGAGAGAGAGAGAGAUCAUCCUCUUGAUUGCGAAGGAAGGAAUAUAAUAUUAUCUGUCCAACGACGAAAAGCAGCGUCGGCAAGAUAGUGAGGGGAACGAUCCUCUUUAUUGUGAAGAAAGGAAUGUAACAUUGCCCCGUGCAACGAUGAAACGCCGCGUCAGCAAGUGAGAGAGAGAGAGAGAGAGAGAGGUAAUGGUGGAGGUGGUCUGAUUGGAGAUAGUUAAGAAGGAGACUCCGGAUAAAGUCUUAAACGAUCGCCACCAAUCUGACAGAUACGCGUCUCUGCUCUCCUUUGGCUGAGAGUAUCUGUCCAUCUCCUUCGCAGUGUCUACUCGUCCUUACGGUCCUUCAGGGCAGGAAGGCAGGGAGAGAGAGAGAGACAGAGAGAGAGAGAGAGAGAGAGGAGGAGGAGGGGGUGCUGAAGAAGAAUGGGGAGUUACAGGAUGUGCGGGUGUUUCACGAGGAAGUUCAGCGCAGGGGAGGUGCGACCACCGGACGAGGUCAAGGAUCUGUUCAAUCGCUACGCUGAUGCCGGCGCAAACGCGAUGACCGCUGAAGGCCUCCGGCGGUUCCUGGUGGAGGUCCAGAAGGAAGAGGAGGCGGAAGGGAAAACGAAAGCUGGGACGAUCAUCGACCAGAUCCAACAACAGAGAAAGUGGCCGCUGCCCAAGUCGCGUCACCCCCAUCUUUCCUUAGAUGAAUUCUACCACUUUCUUUUCUCCCCCGAUCUCAACCCCCCUCUGAAAACUGAGGUUCAUCAUGACAUGACUGCUCCCUUGUCUCACUAUUACAUAUUCACUGGUCAUAAUUCCUAUUUGACUGGAAACCAGUUAAAUAGUGAGUGUAGUGAUCGUCCCAUUAUAGAAGCAUUGAAGCGAGGUGUACGAGUGAUUGAACUAGAUCUGUGGCCUAAUUCCAAGAAAGACAACAUCCUUGUUCUUCACGGAAGGACUUUGACAACCCCAGUGGAACUUAUCAAAUGUCUGAAAUCCAUUAAGGAAUAUGCUUUUUCUGCUUCACCGUAUCCUGUCAUAGUAACCCUUGAGGACCACCUUACAGCAGACCUCCAGGCCAAAGUAGCUCAGAUGGUUACUGAAACAUUUGGUGAUAUGUUAUUUUACCCUGAAUCUGGAUCUUUACAAAAAUUUCCUUCACCUGAAUCCAUGAAGAAUCGGAUUCUGGUAUCAACCAAGCCACCAAAAGAAUAUUUGGAAGCUAGCAGUUUCAAGGAUAAUGGAUCACAAUCACAAAAAGGAAAAGAGACAGAUGAAGAUUCUUGGGGGAAGGAGGUUCCAGAUGUUAAGGAAGAAAUUGAAUCUGAUGCUAAGGAAGACGUGGAUACAUUUCAGCUGCAUCCUGAUGGGGAUGAUGAAUAUGAUGACAACAAGCUCAACCAAGGGUUGCAUAAAGGUGUCUCUGAGUACAGACGCAUCAUUACCAUUCAUGCAGGGAAGUUGAAAGGAGGGAUGAAAAACUGGUUAAAAGUUGAAGAGAAUGUUGUCAGGCGUCUUAGCUUAAGCGAGCAAGAACUUGCAAAAGCUAUAGCCACUCACCCAGGCGACCUGGUCAGGUUUACCCAGCACAAUUUACUGAGAGUAUACCCAAAAGGCAUUCGUGUUGACUCCUCAAACUACAAUCCUCUAAUUGGAUGGAUGUAUGGAGCUCAACUAGUUGCUUUUAAUAUGCAGGGGUAUGGCAGGUCAUUGUGGAUGAUGCAUGGAUUUUUUAAAGCAAAUGGAAGCUGUGGGUAUCUUAAAAAACCUGAUUUUUUGUUGAACAAUGGUGGUGCAACAUUUGAUCCACAAGCAAAGCUCCCAGUGAAGAAGACACUUAAGGUGAUGGUCUACAUGGGGGAUGGAUGGAACUUAGAUUUCAAGAAAACACAUUUUGACACAUAUUCUCCACCUGAUUUCUAUACAAGGGUUGGUAUUGCUGGGGUUCCAGCAGAUACAAUAAUGAAAAAAACGAGGACAAUUGAGGACAACUGGUCACCCUCUUGGAAUGAAGAGUUCCAGUUCCCCUUGACUGUUCCUGAGCUUGCAUUGCUUCGGAUUGAAGUGCAUGAAUAUGACAUGUCUGAAAAGGAUGAUUUUGGGGGGCAGGCAUGUUUUCCCAUAUCAGAAUUGCAGACUGGAAUCCGAGCUGUGCCACUUUUUGACAAAAAGGGCGAGAAAUUUAGAUCUGUAAAGCUGCUUAUGAGAUUUGAAUUGUCAUGAGAUGUUUGGUAAUGACCUUCUAGUUGCUCAAAUAUCCCUUCCAUCACAAGGCCUUUCCCAAUCCUUGAAACAUUGUUGUACCAUUUAAGUGGCUUGUACCUUCAUGUGACUAUCCUGUGCAAAACCAGUUGUGAAUACGGUAAUGUAUGUUAGAGUUCUUUGUAAAA
Messenger RNA from Nymphaea colorata (pocket water lily), 2725 nucleotides. Its product is annotated as phosphoinositide phospholipase C 2-like. Gene Ontology annotation, molecular function: phosphatidylinositol-4,5-bisphosphate phospholipase C activity. Gene Ontology annotation, biological process: phosphatidylinositol-mediated signaling; lipid metabolic process. Lineage: Eukaryota; Viridiplantae; Streptophyta; Magnoliopsida; Nymphaeales; Nymphaeaceae. The coding region runs from base 771 to 2558 and encodes 595 amino acids. The transcript is spliced from 9 exons. The record is from RefSeq and is a predicted model, not a curated record.